UGAAAAAAGUGACAAUAUAUUACUAUUGAAUUUUAAUUAUUAUACGUAAUAGAUGUUUAUAUAUUUAAUGAUUAAAGCAUACAAAGCUCGGAAAAAAUAUUAUAAUAUUAAAAGCUUGAAUUUCAUAAAGAUUUUUUCUGUGCUAGAAAAAAAAAUACCGUUGCCUCAACUAAUUCUUGAAAUAAUGCAUCCUUUCUAUCGGCUAUGGCCGGAUUUUGAAAUCGAUAAAAUCGAUUGUGUAUCUAUGAAACGAAGUGAAAAGUACAAAAGUGAACAGAUUUACUAGAUUUUAACAAAUAAAAUCGCAGAUAUUCUAGUGAAUUUCCUCACUUCUGUAAUUUUCAUAUCGUUGAUACACAAUCAACCCCCCCCUGGCCUGCAACUAAUGCAACUGCAAACUGCAAGACCAAGUUUGGUAUGUGAAGGCGGUAAAAUAGGCGAUCUGACUGCACCGGACGAAAAACCGUUUGGAGAAUCUUCUGACUUCAAGAACAUCUGCACAACAAAACUCAGUGGCUAGAAUUGGAUUCAACAAUCGCCGAUUAUAAUCAAUUUAUCUUUCAACUACCACCUAUUUCUUCAGAUCAAGAAAUGCUUCGUGCAUUUCAAAAAUAUGCAUAACAGCAUUCACUACGCCAUUUUUGUGUAAUAGAAAACUAUUGUUCACCGCAUAGAAACGUUGGCGUGAGUGAAACGCAACGAUAUCCUUUUCCUUGGUUUUCUUUCGCCCUUUGAAUUGUGCAAUGAGAAACUAGGGAGCAAUGGUGAACAAAUUUAAACCAUAGACAUAUACGGAUAUAGAUGUAGGACGCGUUCCGUUUCAUGUGGAAAUAGUUCACGUGACAUAUAUUAUAGAUCCAGGCGAUCUACGCGCUCAAUGCAUGAAACGGAACGCAGCCAUAAAUAUAAAUAUAGAUUUAUAUGUCUAUAGUUUAAACUUUAUUAUUGAAUAGUUUGCAGGAUAACAACAUUAAAAUUAAAAAAUUUCUAUUAGAUUAUAUACAAUGAUUAUGUUAUUAAAAAUUUGGUGUCAUCCUGCAAAUUAAUCAACGAUUAAGUUUAAAUCAUGUUGAUAGAAAUGGGCAUUAGUUAGAUUAAUAAUAUGUAAAACAAAUCUGCUUGUAAUGAGAGUUAAAAUUAUGAACGCCGAUUCCGCUUACAUUGAGCCUUUUCUCUAUGACUGGGUGAACCAUCUUCAGGAAAUUAUGGAAGAGCGUAAGCAAGAGAUAAUUAAUAGAGAACAAUUCAUGCCAUGUGAAGCAAUUACAGAAAUCGUUGUCAAAGCUGCUACUCACAUAGCGGAAUGUCUAGAAGUGGAUCAUCACGUAAAAUAUAUGGCCCUUGAGUUGUUUGACAAAUUUAUAAACGAACUUUAUUGCGAUUGUUAUAAUAGGAGAAAGAAUGAUUCUGACGAAUGGUUCCAAGAUUAUAGAAAGAGAAGUUCUACUCAUUCACCGUUCUAUCUUCUGUCGUGUUUUCAAGUGGCAAGUAAAGUAAACUCUCAUCCCAACAUUUUAAAAAUAUCACAGGUUCUUGAGCUUGUACAAGUAUUUGUCAAAAAUUAUGAAUACACACGAGAUAUGGUAACCUCUAUGGAAAUUGAAGUCCUCAAGAAAGCAGGAUUUAGAAUGCCCCUCUAUACACCAGUAUAUUGCAUUGAAAUUCUUCUCGCUGCAUUAAAAAUUCAUUUUGAAAGCGAAAAAACGACAGAAAAUAGAGAAAAAUUAUAUGAUACUUCGAUGCUGUUAUUAGAUUUAGCUUAUAUGCAGCACGAAAAAUUGUAUCAGCUUUUUCAAUCAUAUUUCGUAUGCAGAAGUACUCAAAUGAGUAUAGAAAAAAAGGACCAGGAACUAAGAAUAUUGAAAUCAAAUGCAUUUUUACUAAGCGCAGCAAUAGUGUUGUGCACAGGUUACAUUUUAUAUCCACAUUCAACGUUGAACAAUACUAGAUUGAGAAUUGUAUCAAACUUAGCAAAAUUAGUAAAUGCAACGGAAACUGAAAUUAUAAUUAUGGCAAAUGCAUUGUAUCAAUUGGUGCAAUAUCAUAUAAGUAAUUCAAAUACAGAUAUAUAAAAAUAUGUAUGUGUACAUAAUACAUAUGUAAAUACAAGUGUAUUAUAUCAAUAUUUUGUAAGUAUAUAAGUUAAUAAUACAUAUAUGAAAUUGAGCAAUUUAGAAAAUA
Messenger RNA from Cataglyphis hispanica, 2181 nucleotides. Its product is annotated as cyclin N-terminal domain-containing protein 1-like. The transcript is spliced from 8 exons. The coding region runs from base 1125 to 2072 and encodes 315 amino acids. The record is from RefSeq and is a predicted model, not a curated record. Gene Ontology annotation, biological process: reciprocal meiotic recombination. Lineage: Eukaryota; Metazoa; Arthropoda; Insecta; Hymenoptera; Formicidae. Gene Ontology annotation, cellular component: site of double-strand break.